Messenger RNA from Protopterus annectens (West African lungfish), 2394 nucleotides. It is a transcript of the gene MRPS12, whose product is annotated as mitochondrial ribosomal protein S12. Gene Ontology annotation, molecular function: structural constituent of ribosome. The record is from RefSeq and is a predicted model, not a curated record. The transcript is spliced from 8 exons. Lineage: Eukaryota; Metazoa; Chordata; Ceratodontiformes; Protopteridae. Bases 77 to 1231 code for a protein of 384 amino acids. Gene Ontology annotation, biological process: translation. Gene Ontology annotation, cellular component: small ribosomal subunit; ribosome.
UGCCUUGCAUGUGUAGUUUUGACAUUUGGAAUCGUAGAGGUUGGGUUCUAUCGUCAUUUUUUAAAGCCCAGCCAAAAUGGCUGCGCCCAUUGUAUGCACGUCCCGGUGGUGUCAAAGAGCCAGUUAUGGGUUACUACGGUUUUUCACUUUUCAUAAAGGAUUAGUAAAUGUUACAGUCAAAUGGCGAGCUUGUAGCAGCCGCAGCCGUUUAUACGAACAUGUAAAGGAGGGGUAUAGUUCACGACCUCAGCUAGAUAUGUCAUCGAUUUGCAGGCAUCCAGGUGAAGUCGUGCGAAAUAUCGAAAACCGCAAAGGGGAAUUGAUACAGGAAGAUGUUUAUGACAUUCCAAUAGGAGAUGAAAGUAAUGCCCGUUUAGUCGAAACAGUUGGACAGAAAUCAGAAUUUGAUUUUGAAAUAAAAGGACACUUGGACCUUGGAGAAUCUCUGGAUAUCAUCAGGCAAAGACGUCUUGCUCAUGUGUCCGGUCACAGAUCAUACUACCUUCGAGGAGCAGGAGCCCACCUGCAAUAUGCUUUAGUCCAGUUCACUCUUGAUAAAGUCAUCAAAAAGGGUUUCAUCCCCAUGACUGUUCCAGACAUGCUGAAAGGAGCAGUAUUUGAGGGCUGUGGCAUGCAGCCAAAUGCCAAAUCUUCCCAGGUUUACAGACUGGACCCUUCACGCUUUGAAGACCUUAACUUAGCUGGCACUUCAGAGGUUGGGAUUGCAGAUUGCUUAUCCCAUGUGGAAGGAAUGUUUUGCCCAGGAUUUCUACAGGUUUUAAGAUCUCCUUUUAAUGUAGGGUUUACCAGACGGAUUGGAAUGUCAGUGAACCCAGUUUUCCAAGGGAUGUUUGCUCUAAGGAGAGAACUGCUCCCUCAAGGUGUGGCAAAUCGUACCAUGGCCACUCUACAUCAGAUGCAUAGAAUGGGUAAGCCCAAACCAAAACCACCAAAAGUAAGUCCAACAUUUGGACGUCCACAGUUGAAAGGAGUGGUACUCAAAACCAUGAUACGAAAACCCAAAAAGCCAAAUUCUGCAAACAGGAAAUGUUGUCGCGUACGAUUAAGUAAUGGAAAAGAAGUUGUGUGUCUUAUUCCUGGAGAAGGCCACAACCUUCAAGAGCAUAACAUCGUCCUUGUUGAAGGAGGAAAAACACAGGACCUACCUGGUGUGAAACUGAAAAUAGUUCGUGGGAAAUAUGAUUGUGCGCAUGUUCAGAAAAAGAAAUGAAAUCUAUUUGUGCAAAGUUGAGGACUAAGGACUUGGCAGUCUGUUUCUUUAGCUCUCACUAGAAAGUACAUUGAAGACUAAUAAUUCUUUUUACUGCCUACCCUGUUAACUUUUGUAUUGCCUCUACCUUGAUAGAUCAUGGGUAUUAUUUAGUGGAAGUUGUUAACCGUGAUUGUUUGGGGAAUAAAGCGUAUGAACUACAGAAAUGCUAAGACCUUCCUAGAGCACAGAGUUGUUACAGUCUCUUCCAUGUUUUAUUUUGUGUAUUGUGAUGUCCAAUGCAAUAUUGUGACUAAAGAAUACAUUUUAUGAUGAGGCUGAAAAUAUAAUAAAUGUACUAUUUAUUCUUAUUCCAUGACUCCUCGCAUUUAACACUAUCGAAACCAGCAGGUGCACUUUUGAUUUACAAGGGAGUAUUUUGGGCAUGUAGCUUCAGUUCUUGUUAGUGUUUAAAAGGGCCACAUUUCUGUUAUGCUUUUGAGAUUGUUUGAUACCCAGUCGUAUUUUUGCCUUGCAUUAAUUAAUGAAAUGAAAGCAAAGUUGUAGCAGGAUCUCAUGUGAGGAUAUUAGUCUGUGCUUAUCAGAAAUCAAUUUUGCUUAACAUUUGAAAAGAAAAAUCUUGUAAGGGAAAUAUUUGCAGUUAUGAGGUUAGGUCAUUACAGAAAAAUGUGAUUCCAAUAUUUAUUCUUCUUAGAACAUGUAUGCUUACUUUGGUAGGCCAACUGUUGUCUCGUGCAAAUGUACAAGUGCAUCUCUGAAACAGUUCUAAAAGUUUCUAGCAGAAUUUAAGAAAAUGUGUUUGACCUUCAGCUGUAGACUGCUUUCAGGUUGUGACUUGGUAUGAAGACAUACAUACCUUGUCCAGGAAAUCUAACCUGAAGGACGCCAAUCCACUGGGGGUAAAGCUUCUUGAUUUUUGCAAGUUGCUAAGAGCAUUUACCAUUGUUCUAAUUAGAUGGAAAGCCCUACCAUUUCCAUAAAAUGUGAAUUGUUUCUCCCCUUUCAGAAAAUAUUAAAUGUGUAUUUUUGUGACAAGUACAGCAGGUGUGAACAGCUGGCUGGUUUGUCUGGGAGUCGGGACUUUGUAGGGGAACCUCAUUUCAGGUGCCUGUAUUUGGGGAUGCUGGCAUAUUUCAUGGAGAAAAAUAAAAUUUUUGUUUUCA